Messenger RNA from Solanum pennellii, 2202 nucleotides. RefSeq names its product ALBINO3-like protein 2, chloroplastic. The transcript is spliced from 14 exons. Gene Ontology annotation, biological process: mitochondrial respiratory chain complex IV assembly; protein insertion into mitochondrial inner membrane from matrix. Bases 150 to 1835 code for a protein of 561 amino acids. The record is from RefSeq and is a predicted model, not a curated record. Gene Ontology annotation, molecular function: membrane insertase activity; protein binding. Gene Ontology annotation, cellular component: mitochondrial inner membrane. NCBI's taxonomy places the organism in Eukaryota, Viridiplantae, Streptophyta, Magnoliopsida, Solanales, Solanaceae.
UUUUAUAUAGGAUAUUAGCACUUUCUAUUAAGAAAUUAAUGUUUUCUUUUAAUGAAAUUAUUAGUAGUAUAAUUUUAAUUUUAAGUAAGUUAUUAUGUUAAUCCUGGUUUCGUUGUAACCCGCCGUCCGAUACCAACCGCCGGUUCAUCAUGUCGGUUCAGAGAUUCCUCCGGCACCGCCGCUACUCUCGUAAUUCGCCGGAAAUAUUCUUUCUCCACAAUUUCACUUCUUCGGAUUCUCACAAUAAACCCUCAAACCCUUCCGAUCACAACCGUGGGCACAACCGGUCUGUCCAUUUUCUGAACUCGUUGUUACCAUCAAAGCGGCAAUUUUUUAUUCCGCACAGUGUUUCCUUCUGCCGUUCCUUCUCCACUGUCGACUUGCGAAUUGGUAACAUCAGUGACGACUCAGUGGUUACUCAGAAAGAGAACACCGAUUUGUUGAUCAGCGAAAAUAUUAGUGCAAAUGUUGAGGAGUCCAUUCUUCCAGUACGUGCCUUGAUUUCGUUGCUGGAUGGUUAUCAUGACCUCACUGGCUUCCCAUGGUGGAUCAUUAUAGUUUCUUCAGCAGUGGCUUUGAGGCUUACGUUAUUCCCGUUUGUAUUAUUGCAACUCCACAAGUUGAAGAGAAUUGGAGAGUUAUUUCCUAAAUUGCCUCCUCCACUGCCUCCGCCUAUGUCAGGAAGGAGUCUUAGAGACCAACUUAAAAUCUUUUUCAAGGAGAAACGAGCAGCAGGCUGUCCUUCAUUAUUUUGGUACUUCGCCUCUCUGACAGUUCAGGUGCCCUGCUUUCUUCUUUGGAUUACGACUAUUAGAAGAAUGUCACUGCGUCAUCAUGAAGGCUUUGAUUGUGGGGGCAUUCUUUGGUUUCAGAACUUGACCGAGGUCCCUAGUGGUGUUUUAGGGCCAGUCUUUCCAUUACUGAUUGCUGGAUUGCAUUAUAUCAACGUUCAGGUAUCUUUUCGGAAAUCUUCAGUUGAAAAAAUGAGUGGAUUCGUGGGAUUAAUAGCCAAGUACUACAAGAAGUACUUGGAAGUCCUGACAUUACCCAUUUUAUUUAUUACAUUCCAUAUGCCCCAGGGGAGUUUAGUUUUUUGGCUUACCAAUAGUUCGAUGACUGUUAUUCAGCAACUAUCUCUAAACCAUCCAAAUGUUCGCAAGAAACUGGGGCUACCUCAGAAGGAUCCUCAAUCAGAAGCUGCACAUCAGAAAGAGUUGGGUAAUACUGGAGAAAUCAAAAUAGAUCCAUCAAAAAAUCAGAGCAAAAUAUGUGUCCAGAACAUAUCACCUCAUGAAUUGGUUAAUCUCUCAAUCAAACUCUUAGCAGGAGGACGUAAAGCUGAAGCUAUGUCCUUUCUACGACUUGCUAUCGCCAAGGAUCCUGAGAAUGUUCGAGCUUUGCUUAUUAUUGGCCAGACACUGUUGCAAGAUGGUUCCUUACCAGAAGCUACUGAAUACUUGGAACGUACCAUUGUUAAGCUUCUGCUAAAGGAGAAUCAAAUGGAAAUUGAAGAUGUAGAUCUGCUGAUUCUAUCAUCUCAAUGGGCAGGUGUUGCCUGUAUACGGCAGGGUAAGAUGGGAGAGGGACUUGCACACCUGGAACGCAUAGCCACGUUGAAAGAGCCAGACGACCCAAAGAGCAAGGCCCAUUACUAUGAAGGAUUAGUACUACUGUCAAGUGCGUUGUUGAAUGUUGGCCGCAAGAAUGAUGCAAUUAAUUAUCUGCAAAUGGCUACUGCUUAUGAUGAGUCUUACAAAGAAUUUCUGCAACAAUGUGAAAAUGAAGAGGAUGAUAUCACUAGCGACCUUGUCGCUAGUAGGAGAGGAGAUUACUGAGUUCAGUAAAACUCUAUUCUUUUUUUCCCUUUCUGUUUCUUACUGUCAUGUAGUUUGUUAUUUAAUUGUAUCAUAGUGAAAAUAAUCGUGUCACUAAAAUUUUGUAGGCAUCAUCAUGCUGCUAAGAAAUUUUGAUAGAAAUGGUGUAAUAGGGUUUUUAUAGAGGCUAGAUCUUAAAAUUUUUUUUCUUUUAUUUGUUUAUGAUAAGGGAAACCCGCAACAUGCUAGAUCUUAAAUUGAUGAAGGCAAAUACGGAAUAUGUACAAUAUGAUUUUGAUAGAGAUUAGUUCUUUUUCUUGAGAUGUCAUGGGGGGGAUUUUUGUCUUAUUAUGAUCUCGUAAAAGGAAAAUUCAAUAAUUAUUCAAGU